Molecule: messenger RNA, 682 nt
Organism: Rosa rugosa (rugosa rose)
Lineage: Eukaryota; Viridiplantae; Streptophyta; Magnoliopsida; Rosales; Rosaceae
Exons: 1
Source: RefSeq, a predicted model, not a curated record
UCAACUUCAACUAGCUCUUUGACGGAAAUCCCAGUAGUGAAUAGAAUAAGCGAUUUCGAGUUGCCUAGCCCGUCUUUCCCGUCGCCGGCUUUCUCCAUUUCCGGAAUCGAAAAGGUCUACAGUGCCUGGACAUGGGGCGCUCUAAUACUCGCUGUAAUAGCUUCCUUCGGCACCAUCAUCACUAGAAUCAACUUUGUUAUCAUCCGACGGCUCCGCCACAAGACCGCCGAACCUCUCUGCCUCCGAGAAGAAGACGAUUUCUCCGAUAUCGACGACGACGAUGACGAAACAUAUUCCAUUUCCACGUCAUCGUCGGUUUCCGACGAGGACGAGGAAGAAGAGGACGACAGAAGAGACGAAGAUUUCAAUGUCUCGGGAGCUGACCGGGGACAGAACCGUAAUUUGAGGCUCCGCCGUGGCAGAAGCUUCGCGGGCUUGAACUUAAACCGGUUCUCUUGGUCCGACUUCGCCAGCGGCAAGAGCGUCGUGAAGCUCUGGGACAACUUAGCUUUAGGAUUGGACCUUGAUGACGACAGCGACGACAGAACCGUCUCCGUCUACGACAUGAACAAACAGAAGAAGAUAAACUCCUUCUUCGCCGGCAGAUUUUUCUACAAAUAGAAAAAUCUAAAUUUUUAAAUUUUUAAAUAUUCAAAGCACCUCCUCUUCCCUCACCUCCUCU